Molecule: messenger RNA, 1136 nt
Organism: Tuber aestivum (summer truffle)
Lineage: Eukaryota; Fungi; Ascomycota; Pezizomycetes; Pezizales; Tuberaceae
Source: the annotation of a GenBank genome assembly
ACGGGCGCAACAGGCUACCUCACCGGCACAGCACUCGAACUCCUAACAACCACCCAUGCAGAGUACGAGAUCACAGUCCUAGCCCGCGACUAAGAAAAGGCCGCAGCGGUCGCCAAAAAGCACCCACACUUCUGCACCCUCAUCGGCGAUCUCGACGGCACCGCGCUCAAGGAAUCCGCCCGCGCAACCCCGGACAUCGUCAAACGCUUUUCAAAUGCCCACCUCCCGGCCGUAGAGGCUAUAACCAGUCUUCCGGGGCCCCCGCGGGAACCGCAUACGUCAUCCACAUUUCCGGCACCGGGAUACCCUUAGACUUCGCUUACCCUUCAACGCUGGGAAAACUGCAGGGGAGGCAGGAGGGCGUACGAUGCCAUUGGAGAUGUGACGGAGAUCACGAGCUUCCCGGGCGAGGGCACAUACACCGCGACGUGGACAGGGUCGUGGUCAAGGGGAAUGGGGAGAAUGUAAAGAUGGCGACUGCGUGUCCGCCGGUGAUUUAUGGGCAUGGGGGGAGGGGGGCGGAGCGGGGAACACUGGGAGGAUUCAGGUACUGUCUUUGGUGAACGAGACACUGGGGGGGAAGUCCUAGAGGGGGGCGAACGCUCGGUGGUGCGCGCACGUUGAUAAUCUUACGAGAUUGUACCUAGUGCCUGUGGAGGCCGUAUGGUGUGGCGGUGGGAGGGUGGUUUGUGGUGUUGAAGGAUAUUAUUUUGUCGAGAGCGGCGAAAUGUUUAACUUGGGGGGGUUUUUUUUUCCCUCCCCCAAUUCCCUGCGCCAUUAAGCCUCCCUUCUUUCACUCCUGCCUUCCCUCUUCCCCGAAAAUUCACUCUGAGGAAGGAGAAAAAAAAGACUCAGGAGACCAACGUGAUCAACAAACCCCACUCGAUCCGGGGCGAACUCUCCAAAUCCCUCGCGGCGGGGGCCAAGAUCAAAGUCCUCCUCGAAACAGAAAGCGUAGUAUCGAUCCCAACCGCGGACCCCGCGUCCGUAUGCCCAUACGGACCGCUCCUCCGGGGCCCAAGCUGCGCAGCAAAGCACCCAGAGCGAGAGAGCGCCCCGGGUGGGAGGCCGUUAAGAGCUCCGUGGAGGAGAGCCCGGAUGCGGAUAUCAAGCGAGAGGCAGAAGCCUUGGGGCUC